Ictidomys tridecemlineatus (thirteen-lined ground squirrel) is the source of this 5095-nucleotide messenger RNA. Lineage: Eukaryota; Metazoa; Chordata; Mammalia; Rodentia; Sciuridae. The record is from RefSeq and is a predicted model, not a curated record.
UGGGCCUUAGACCCCUGCACAUACUCUGGCCAUUUUCCUCCUCCCUUUGGGCCUAAUCAGACUGUGCCUGACCCCGCCAGGUCGCGGACUGAACGGGGGCACUCCCUCCUUGGCCCUAGCACUCCCUAGCCACCUCUCGGAGUGGAGCCAGGCUAUCUGUGAAGUACCUUCCCCUUGAUCCCCAACCGCCUCCAGGUCUCUCCGAGGCUCCCCAUGAGCCUCCACUACUAAUGAUUGCUUGGGGCUUGUUGGCUAUGUCGAGAAUUUUAAGGUCUUCUUGAGUUUUCCAGUUUAAGUGGCUGGGUGGAGACUUUGGAGAAAUUGCUCAACUUGUGUUUGUACAACUUCUCAUCUGUAAUUUGAGAGAGAAAUAAGUCGUAUCUCUAAGCCUCUCUUCAGCUUUAAAUUCGAAGAUUCUCAGAUUCUGUUGUAUAUUGAAUGUUGAUGUCCUGAUGGUGGGCAGAAUCCUCAGAACAUUUCAGAUCAAUGACAAAAUUUUAAAUAAUUUCAUUUGGCUCAUUACGCACUGUUCAUUAUCAUUCAUCUUUUGAAACUGAAUAGAACUGGAAGUUCAGGUUUAAGUGACAAAUCACAGUAACACAAUAUUAGUUAAACCACUUCAAAGUGUUAACUUGAGGAAUCUCAAUAUUUGAUAAUGUUGAAUCUUUAGAAAUUCAGUUCAGCAGACACUGCUGGAGUAUUUCUGAGAGCAUAUUUAAAAUGUAGAUAAGGGCUGGGGCUGUAGCUCAGUGGUAGAGCGCUUGCCUCACAUGUGGAAGGCAUUGGGUUCAAUCCUCAGCACCACAUAAAAAUAAAACAUCACAUAAAAAUAAAAUAAAGGUAUUGUGUCCAUCUACAACUAAAAAAAUUUUAAAAAAUGUAGAUGAGUUUAUUGGAGAGAAUUGAUGUUAAGACUUUGCACACAUAGUUAAUUUGUAUUUUCUGAGUUUGCAGGUGAAAUCUGCAACUCAGAUUAAGGAUGGCUUCCCAUUGUAUAGUUGAGGUUUCUGGAGCCCUGGGCAUCUUCAUUUGUAAGCUAAGGAAGAUUUUUAACUACAUCUCUAAGAUUCUUUAGCUAUAAAAGUCUAAGAAUCUGGGGCUUGGGAUAUUGGCUCAGUUGGUAGAGUGCUUGCCUUGCAUACACAAGGCCCUGGGUUCAUUCCCCAGCACCACAAAAAUAAAUAAAUAAAUAAAAUCUCUCUUUCUGUUUGAUGUGGAACAUUCAUUAAAAAAAAAAAAGUCUAAGAGUCUGUAGUAAUAUUGAAUGAGCAUUUCACAUUGAUAUGGCUUUAGGGGAUCCCUGAGAUAUACAUUUCUCACUUUAGAUAUAGGAACUGACUGGAGAUGGAGACUGUCUCUACUUUGGCCUUAUUUUCAGACUCCACAUUGAAAGGAGAGCACUCAGGGAAGAAGGGCCUACAUAAAGAAAGUUUAAGAAAAAAAUGAAGGGAGCAGUUUGAUUAUCACCAUCCUUGAAUAAGGAAGGAGAAAAUAUGGAUUUUCCACAGCAUGAACUCCAGGUAACAGGAUACAUAACUGGGUUGCUCUUAAGAACUGAUGCCUAAAUCACCUCAGCAUGGCCUGUAGUGGAGGAGGUGGGCAUGGCCAGCCUUCCUCAGCUAUACUCUCCCCGGUUACCCCUGGAAGUCUUUCCACUUCUAGAACCCGUGCCCAUAGCAUAUGCAUGGUGUCUGACUUUUUCUACCCAAACAUGGGAGGCGUGGAGAGCCAUAUUUACCAGCUCUCUCAGUGCCUGAUUGAAAGAGGGCACAAGGUCAUAAUUGUCACCCAUGCUUACGGAAAUCGAAAAGGCAUCCGUUACCUCACUAAUGGCCUCAAAGUCUAUUACUUGCCUCUGAAAGUCAUGUACAACCAAUCUACAGCCACGACCCUCUUUCACAGUCUGCCAUUGCUCAGGUACAUAUUUGUUCGGGAGAGAGUCACCAUAAUCCAUUCCCAUAGUUCUUUUUCUGCCAUGGCCCAUGAUGCUCUCUUCCACGCCAAGACAAUGGGGCUCCAGACAGUCUUCACGGACCAUUCCCUUUUUGGAUUUGCUGAUGUCAGCUCGGUGCUUACAAACAAGCUUCUAACUGUAUCUCUUUGUGACACAAACCACAUCAUUUGUGUCUCUUAUACUAGUAAGGAAAAUACUGUAUUAAGAGCAGCACUGAAUCCUGAAAUAGUGUCCGUCAUUCCUAAUGCAGUAGAUCCUACUGACUUCACUCCAGACCCAUUUAGGAGGCAUGAUAGUGUAAUAACUAUUGUUGUUGUCAGCAGACUUGUUUACAGAAAAGGAACCGAUUUGCUUAGUGGCAUAAUACCUGAACUCUGUCAGAAAUAUCCAGAUUUAAAUUUCAUAAUUGGAGGAGAGGGACCAAAGAGAAUCAUUUUGGAAGAAGUACGAGAAAGAUACCAGCUACAUGACAGGGUGCGUCUUUUGGGAGCAUUAGAACACAAGGAUGUUAGAAAUGUCUUAGUUCAAGGACAUAUUUUUCUUAAUACGUCCCUUACCGAAGCAUUCUGCAUGGCGAUCGUGGAAGCAGCAAGUUGUGGUUUACAGGUUGUAAGUACCAGGGUUGGUGGAAUUCCUGAGGUGCUUCCAGAAGAUCUUAUUAUUUUGUGUGAGCCUUCAGUAAAAUCUUUGUGCAAAGGGUUGGAGAAAGCUAUUUUACAACAGAAGUCGGGGGCAUUGCCAGCUCCAGAAAAUAUCCAUAACAUAGUAAAGACUUUCUACACCUGGAGGAAUGUUGCAGAAAGAACUGAAAAAGUGUACGAACGGGUGUCGGGGGAAGCCGUGCUGCCGAUGGACAAGCGACUGGACAGGCUCAUCUCUCACUGUGGCCCAGUAACAGGCUAUAUUUUUGCUUUUUUAGCUGUGCUUGACUAUCUCCUCCUUGUUUUCCUGAGGUGGAUGACUCCAGAUUCUAUCAUUGAUGUUGCAAUGGAUGCCACGGGGCCAAGCGGUGCCUGGACUCAUCAAAAUCCUGACACUACACAAAGGGUUGAGAAUGAUGAGGUUUUAGACACACCCAGAUAGAAUAGAAAACCCAGGUUGUAAAGUUUUAAACAUUUGUAAUAAUUCUAUUAAGGUGAUUGAAAAUAACCUUGCUUUGUUUGUUUUUGAUUGUUAAUUUUAGCAAGUUAUGCUACCUCUAUAUCAUUCGAUAUUUUCUUUUGAGGAAAGAAAAACUUAUGCAAUUCCUGAGUGUAGAAACUCCUUGCACUUCCUUAAAAUAUAGAAGAGAACGUUUAAGCCACUCAGGUAUGAAAUUUUUCAGAUUACUGAAAUCCUUCUAGCAGAGAUGUUUUAACAUUAUAUUUUGAGAGUUUGGGUGCUGAAGGGCCAAACGUUUCUGGGCAUUUUUUGGCCAGUUUUUAACGUUAAAGCAUUAAUUAGACACUCACCAGAUGUUUACAAGUUUUCUUUAGGGAAGUACAACAAUUACAUGUUCAUAUACAUUUAUUAGAUAUUUAAGUCAUGCUCUUAAAACAUUUAUUGGGUCCAUUCGGUAAGCAUUACAUCUAAUCAGCGGGUUUCUUAAGUAAGAUAGACUGUCAGUUACCAGCAUGUUUUGAGUACCUGCUCUUGUAUAGAAUGUUGAACUAGCUUCUUCCUGCUGUUCAGGACCCUGGUUGCAUUUGCUCUUUGCUCAUCUUUCAGAUGGCUUCUUUUGUUAUAGUCAUACUUGACAUGAGAUGGUAAAAUGUCUAACAUGCCAGAACUGCUCAUAUUAGUUAAUGCCAGGAAAAGUCACCGGCAUACUCUAAGUAUUUCUUUGAUCGGUUAUGUGUGUUCUCCUCAGUAGAGCCUUCAUCUUCAGUUAUGUUUAUGAAGCUUUUGAUUUUUAAUUUCUAGGGACCGAUAUCACUGUUGAUAGUGCAGAGAAGCCCUCCACAUUUUCAGUGCAUAAUUUAGUCUUCUGUAAAUGGCCUUUGUGUUUUCUGAGCAGAAUGUAUGAGGUGUGCCAUCUCACAACCAGCUGCUACCCUGUCCUUUUGAUAUAAGUCGUUUCCUUCACUGUGGCCUAGCUGAUGUCUGAUAAGUAUUGUCAAUGUGCAAAAAGGCUUUACUUAAGAAUGUUUUAUUUAUAGCAAACCAACUCUGAAAAUCUUAGGACACGGUCUUUUUGUGAGUGGAUGUUGUUAACUAUAAUUGUUGUUGCCCAGAGCCAUGGGUUUUUAAACCCCAAAUUAUCCACAUGAUGUGUAUUAUUAAUUCUUUGAACUCUUUAGAAUAAGCUUUUGUGAAAAAAGGACUGUGAAUCAAAACAAUGAGGCACUUGUGGGUGCACUAGAUAGAUUCUGUCAGUAUUGUGAUUCUGUACAGGAUUUUUAAAAUGACAACAUUCACAAAACUUCUUACUUUUUAAGAGUAUCUUAAUAUGCCUAUUAUCUGGUUGCCACUGGUAUAAAAGAAAUAUAUUUGUGUUUUGUUUGUACUAAAACACAAAUGCAAGAGUGCAAUUUUUAAAAUCUAGAAGCUAGGGAUUCUUUUGUUGGAGAAAAAUGGACUGAUCUAAACUAUUCAGCCCUACUAGGAUUUUUAUGCAUUGAAACUGACAUAAAUAUGAAAUAAACAGUGCAAUAUUCAUGGUAAAGUGAGAAAUGGUUAACAUUUGGUUUUAUUUAUUCUACUCAGCAAUUUUAAAAGGUACACUACUAUUUUUUCCUUUUGCUUCUUAAUUUAUUUUUCAAAUUUGUCAUUGAAUUCUUCAGUUGUUAUUUAUUUAAAGUCAAAAUAGCAUUUAAAAUUGUUUUUGCAUGUAAGAUGUGUACUUUACAAGUGAGAAAUUAUUUUCCUUUUUUUGGUUUUCAAACAAAUGAAAGUAAGUUUAUUUGUCUUACAUAAAUCUUAAUUUUCAGACUUCCUGGAUACCUUAGUUGUAACUGUCAGUGUUGCACUGGUCAGUAUGUGGAAACACAUUGUUCUACCCCAUUACUUAAUGUUUAUUUAAAAGUGAAAUUACAUUGAUGAGGAAUUUAUUAAAAAUAUAUUGUAUUUCUUUUGAUAUUACAGAUGGUUGCACAUGUAAAAUUGAUUUGUUAAAACAUGCUACAUGCCCAAAAAUAAAGAUGAGAAUGACAUUUUUGACAA